Messenger RNA from Salvelinus namaycush (lake trout), 2733 nucleotides. Its product is annotated as glutamate receptor ionotropic, kainate 2-like. Lineage: Eukaryota; Metazoa; Chordata; Actinopteri; Salmoniformes; Salmonidae. The record is from RefSeq and is a predicted model, not a curated record. Gene Ontology annotation, cellular component: plasma membrane; presynaptic membrane; postsynaptic membrane. The transcript has 16 exons. Bases 1 to 2733 code for a protein of 910 amino acids. Gene Ontology annotation, molecular function: kainate selective glutamate receptor activity; transmitter-gated monoatomic ion channel activity involved in regulation of postsynaptic membrane potential. Gene Ontology annotation, biological process: modulation of chemical synaptic transmission; synaptic transmission, glutamatergic; monoatomic ion transport.
AUGAAGAUUACCUCCCCGCUCAUAAGUAAAGCGAGAUUCAGGUGCACCGUCAGGCUUCUACUGCUGCUAUUACUAUGUGUGGGAUAUUCUCGCGGGAUGCCACACGUUUUAAGAUUUGGAGGAAUAUUUGAGUCCAUUGAGUCGGGGCCGUCAGGUGCCGAGGAACUAGCCUUUAAAUUUGCUUUAAAUACAAUCAACAGGAACAGAACCCUACUGCCAAACACAACGUUAACAUACGACAUCCAGCGGAUAAACAUCUACGACAGCUUCGAAGCCUCCAGAAAAGCCUGCGACCAACUAUCUCUGGGGGUGGCGGCCAUCUUCGGCCCCUCCCACAGCUCAUCGGCAAAUGCGGUCCAGUCCAUCUGCAAUGCGCUUGGCGUUCCCCACAUCCAGACGAAAUGGAAGCACCAGGUGUCUGACAACAGGGACUCCUUCUACGUCAGCCUCUACCCAGACUUCUCCUCUCUCAGCCGGGCCAUUCUGGACCUGGUUCACUUCUUCAAGUGGAAGACGGUCACCGUUGUCUAUGAUGACAGCACAGGUCUUAUUCGGUUACAGGAGCUCAUAAAGGCUCCAUCUCGCUACAACAUCCGCUUGAAGAUCCGCCAGUUGCCAGCGGACACCAAGGACGCAAAGCCUCUCCUCAAGGAGAUGAAGAGAGGAAAGGAGUUCCACGUCAUCUUCGACUGUGGACACGAAAUGGCUGCCGGCAUCCUAAAACAGGCUCUUGCUAUGGGGAUGAUGACAGAGUACUAUCACUACAUCUUCACCACACUGGACCUGUUUGCGCUGGACGUGGAGGCCUACCGUUACAGUGGGGUGAACAUGACUGGCUUUAGGAUCCUGAAUACGGAGAACAGCCAAGUGGCCUCCAUCAUAGAGAAGUGGUCCAUGGAACGCCUGCAGGCCCCGCCCAAACCUGACUCUGGCCUACUGGACGGCUUCAUGACGACGGACGCUGCGCUCAUGUACGAUGCCGUGCACGUGGUGGCCGUGGCCGUGCAGCAGUCUCAGCAGAUCACUGUCAGCUCCCUACAGUGCAACAGACACAAACCCUGGCGCUUUGGGAACAGAUUCAUGGCCCUCAUCAAAGAGGCCCACUGGGAUGGCUUGACUGGGCGGAUCACUUUCAACAGAACCAACGGCUUGAGGACAGACUUUGACCUGGAUGUGAUUAGUCUGAAGGAGGAUGGACUGGAGAAGAUUGGAACAUGGGACCCUCCUAGUGGCUUGAACAUGACAGACCACCAGAAAGGGAAGACAUCCAAUGUCACAGACUCCUUAGCCAACAGAUCUCUAGUUGUCUCCACCAUACUGGUGGAGCCCUAUGUGAUGUUCAAGAAGUCGGACAAGCCCCUUUACGGUAAUGACCGCUUUGAGGGUUACUGCGUCGACCUGCUGAGGGAGCUGGCUAGCAUCCUGGGGUUCACCUACGAGUUGCGUCUGGUGGAGGACGGCCGCUACGGGGCCCAGGACGAGACCACGGGCCAGUGGAACGGCAUGGUCAAGGAGCUGAUCGACCAUAAAGCUGAUCUGGCAGUGGCUCCCCUGGCCAUCACCUACGUGAGGGAGAAGGUCAUCGACUUCUCCAAGCCCUUCAUGACACUGGGGAUAAGUAUCCUCUACCGCAAGCCCAACGGAACCAACCCUGGGGUCUUCUCCUUUCUCAACCCCCUCUCACCCGAUAUCUGGAUGUAUAUUCUGCUGGCUUACUUGGGUGUCAGUUGUGUGCUGUUUGUCAUAGCCAGGUUUAGUCCCUACGAGUGGUAUAACCCCCACCCCUGCAACCCCGACUCAGAUGUAGUGGAAAACAAUUUCACCCUGCUAAAUAGUUUCUGGUUCGGAGUUGGAGCUCUCAUGCAGCAAGGCUCUGAGUUAAUGCCCAAAGCCCUGUCCACCAGGAUCGUAGGAGGCAUCUGGUGGUUCUUCACCCUGAUAAUCAUCUCCUCCUACACGGCCAACCUGGCUGCCUUCCUCACUGUGGAGAGGAUGGAGUCGCCCAUCGACUCAGCUGACGACCUGGCCAAGCAGACCAGGAUAGAGUAUGGAGUGGUGGAGGAGGGAUCCACCAUGACCUUCUUCAAGAAAACCAAGAUCUCCACGUACGACAAGAUGUGGGAGUUUAUGAGCAGUCGGAGGCACUCUGUGAUGGUGAAGGAUAUUGACGAAGGGAUCCACCGAGUUCUCACCUCAGACUACGCCUUCCUCAUGGAGUCCACCACCAUCGAGUUUGUCACCCAGCGCAACUGCAACCUUACCCAGAUAGGGGGUCUCAUCGACUCCAAAGCCUACGGCGUGGGAACCCCCAUGGGCUCUCCGUACAGAGACAAGAUCACCAUAGCGAUCCUGCAGCUGCAGGAAGAAGGAAAGCUUCACAUGAUGAAGGAGAAGUGGUGGAGGGGGAACGGUUGUCCGGAGGAUGAGAAGAAUAAGGAGGCCAGUGCUCUGGGGGUCCAGAACAUCGGGGGCAUCUUUAUCGUCCUGGCGGCUGGACUCGUCCUGUCGGUGUUUGUGGCAGUCGGAGAGUUCAUCUAUAAAUCCAAACAAAACGCACAACUGGAAAAGAGGUCCUUCUGCAGUGCCAUAGUGGACGAAUUGCGGGUGUCCCUCAAGUGCCAGCGGCGCCUCAAACACAAGCCUCAGCCGCCCGUCAUGGUCAAGACAGAGGACGUCAUCAACAUGCACACCUUCAACGACCGCAGACUGCCAGGCAAAGAGACCAUGGCCUAG